GCUGUGUUUCCCCUGGCCCGGCAGCCCCCCGGACCGCCAUGGACGUGCUGGACCUCGCCAUGCAGGGGUUCGCCGUGUUCGGCUUCAUCCUGUUCUUCGUCCUCUGGCUCAUGCACUUCAUGUCCAUCAUUUACGUACGUCUCCAUCUCCACAAAAAAAGGUCAGAAGUCAAGCAGUCGUUCGCACAGCUGGCAGGAGUGUCUCUGCUGAAGCCACUGAAGGGUGUCGACCCAAACCUGAUCUCUAACCUGGAGACAUUUUUCACUCUGGAUUACCCCAAGUAUGAGAUCCUGCUGUGUGUCCAGGAUCAGGAUGAUCCAGCUGUCGACGUGUGUAAAAAGCUGCUGGGCAAGUAUCCCAACGUAGACGCCCGAUUAUUCAUUGGGGGAAAGAAAGUUGGGAUCAACCCAAAGAUCAACAACCUGAUGCCAGGUUACGAAGGAGCCAAAUAUGGCCUGGUCUGGAUCUGUGACAGUGGCAUUAAAGUGAAACCUGACACCCUGACAGAUAUGACCAAUCAAAUGACAGAGAAGGUGGGACUGGUGCACGGGCUGCCAUAUGUCGCUGACCGCCAAGGCUUUGCCGCCACACUGGAGCAGGUGUACUUUGGGACUUCCCACCCUCGCUCCUACAUCUCUGCUAAUGUGACGGGGAUCAAGUGUGUUACGGGGAUGUCGUGUCUAAUGAGGAAGGACGUCUUGGAUCAGGCUGGUGGUCUGGUCUCUUUCGCUCAGUACAUUGCUGAAGAUUACUUCAUGGCCAAAGCUAUUGCUGACAGAGGCUGGAAGUUCUCCAUGGCAACACAGGUGGCGCUGCAGAAUUCUGGCUCCUACUCUAUUGGCCAGUUUCAGUCUCGUAUGAUCAGGUGGACCAAACUAAGGAUCAACAUGCUUCCUGGCACCGUGCUGGAGCCCAUCUCUGAGUGCUUCCUGGCUAGCCUCAUCAUUGGCUGGGCAGCACAUCAUGUGUUCAGAUGGGACAUGAUGGUUUUCUUCAUGUGUCACUGUCUCGCCUGGUUUAUCGCAGACUACGUCCAGCUAACAGGAAUCCAGGGCGGCCCACCGUGUUUCUCCAAGUUGGACUUUGCUGUUGCCUGGUUCAUCAGGGAAUCGAUGGCUGUGCAGAUCUUCCUCUCAGCUCUGUGGGACCCCACCAUCAGCUGGAGGACUGGACGGUACCGGCUGCGCUGCGGCGGGACUGCCGAGGAGAUACUCGAUGUGUAGUUACCAUGGCAACCAGCUGCACCGCCAUCCUGAUGGGGGCAGGAAACGUAGAAACGGACGUUUGGGUGUUUCGAGAAAAAUCGUGUGUGUGUAUGUGUUUGUGAGUGUGUGUGCUUGUGCGAGUGUGCGCGUGCGCGUGCCUUUUUAUCUAUUUAUGUUCAUUUUGGUGCUAAAACAAAAUGAUGCCAGAAAAACAAGCCAAUGAGUAGGAAAAACAGGAUGGAGCGAGGUGUUGCACUGAAACAUUAGAUUUUUAUCAGCAAUUAAUUAACCAUUCAGAGAAUGGGAGCUGACCUAAUUACCCCUGGUUCACAAACAACAGAAGAAAUAACUUGCACAUUUAGCUUUUGUAACGUUGACAGGAAAAAAUGAGGAGAAAAAGCUGCUUCAGAUAAAAUUAUGAAUGAACACUGAUUUGGAUAUGUGGCUUAAAACUAAUUUUCGAUGAUGUAAACAUUGUUGAUCAGUGAAACUAAAGCCUCAAUUGAUGUGAAAGUAGAAACCAUGAAUGAGUUGUAUGUUAGAAACAAGGAUACAAACACACCCAUGGCUCAGUCAUUUCCACUUUCUCUACCGAGUGGCAAUGAAAGUCAAGCUCUGUUCCUGUUUGAGCUUGUGUUUAAAAUAUCUUGAAUCCAAUGUUAACAUUGUCAGUCAGACAGAAACUUACAGUAACUGUGGUAUUUCUCUCUUUACCUUAAUUUGUCGUGUACAAAUACCAAAAGAUAAAGCAAGUGUCACUAAUGGUAAGUCUGAGAUGCUGAUUGGUUAAAUUUUGCUUUUAAACAUAAACCAGAUUUUAAGAAUUCUUCUAUUGCAAUACAACAAAAAGCACAUCUCUGAUGUCUUCUCACAAAUAAAAGCUAAUUUAUUUAUUUUACGAAUUUUAACAAAAUCUCAUCAGAAUGUUGUCACUUUUCUGGAAGAAAAAACUUUCCAGAAUUUUGGUCGUCAGGUUCCAAAGUUCGUGGAUUGUAACCACUGACGUCUAACCCUAACCCUGGUUCUUGGAUCACUGUGAACCUGUCUGAUUCCAGGUCAAAGUUAAGACACGAUGCACUCUAUGACAAAUGUCUCCACAUAUUUGCAGAAACGGGCAGUUUGUGACUCAAAGUGAAAAUAUGAGCAUUUGUUAAACACCGUAACAAGCAGUUGAUGAAAAAUGUGGUUAAAGUUAUUUGGUAAAGAGCGUAUGUUUUUUUUUUUUGUUUGUUUUUGAGAAGUCAACAGGAGUUUGGUGACAGUUUAGGUACUGAAUGAAAUCCAGUAUUUAGUUUUUUGUAAUAGUCACAACAUUUCAUGUGUCCACGAAACAGCAGACACUGGACCAAACAAAAAUCCAAUCAUUUCUGAACAUCUUUUUGUUUGUUUAGUCUCAACACUGUGUGUGUGUGUGUCUGCGUGCGUGUGUUUUCUAAAGCUGCAUUUACUUUGUUAGUGGUGGGCAGUUUGGUUGAUGACAUCACUAAGUCGGACGAACGCCAGUCGCUGUUGUUCAAUAGGAUCAGUAGGAUUUGUUUACUGUCACUUUUUUUUUAAUCUGCUGUAGUCUAUGACAACCAAUCACAGCGGAGGAUUGUGUCAACACAGAGGUAAUAAAGCUUUGAACCGUAAA
Molecule: messenger RNA, 2838 nt
Organism: Betta splendens (Siamese fighting fish)
Lineage: Eukaryota; Metazoa; Chordata; Actinopteri; Anabantiformes; Osphronemidae
Gene: ugcg
Product: UDP-glucose ceramide glucosyltransferase
Exons: 10
Coding region: 39-1223 (394 amino acids)
Biological process (GO): glucosylceramide biosynthetic process
Cellular component (GO): membrane
Molecular function (GO): ceramide glucosyltransferase activity
Source: RefSeq, a predicted model, not a curated record